Dromaius novaehollandiae (emu) is the source of this 1182-nucleotide messenger RNA. It is a transcript of the gene CIMAP2, whose product is annotated as ciliary microtubule associated protein 2. The transcript is spliced from 9 exons. Bases 187 to 1182 code for a protein of 331 amino acids. NCBI's taxonomy places the organism in Eukaryota, Metazoa, Chordata, Aves, Casuariiformes, Dromaiidae. The record is from RefSeq and is a predicted model, not a curated record.
GCAUCCGCCUCUGGCUGGGCCAAAGCAGAGACAGACCCGCGACCCAGUCAAACGCCCCGUUUCCCGUUCAGGGAGACCAUGAAGAGACACAAAUGUGUGGUGAGAGCUGGGGUUGAUGCAUCCCGGCCACCCCCUGCACGCAUGUGUUUUUGGGGGGGCCGAGCGGCGCAGGCUGUGCUGUGAGCGAUGCCCAGCUUCGUCCUGACCCUCUCACCCGCUCUUCUGCCUCAGAAAGACGCGCUGGGCCCAGGCACUUACAACAUCAAAGACUUCCUGCAGCAGAAGCGGCCGUCGAGCCUCAGGGGCAUCUGCGACACCAGGGAGAAGAGGUUUAGAGAUGUCCUUAGGGACUGCUACCCCGGCCCUGGCACUUACAGCCCGUGGGAGGACCCCUACACCCGCCGCAAGGAUUUGGCUGCGUGCUCCGCGACGUUGCAGGGCAUCAUGGACAGCCGGACACCCCAGCGCGUCCUGCCCACGACCCUGGGCAGCGGCUUGGGGCCGGCCACCUACAACCUGCCGAACAGCAUCGACGAGCUGCUGGGGCGGGUGGUGAGCAUCCGCGGCCCCUACGAGCUCUUCUCGGGCGACAGGAUGGAGCCCGCUGGCCGGGGCCACCGCGCGCGGGAGCGGAAAGGCGCUGAGCUGAGCACGGGUGGGGUCAAGAGCUUCCCGGAGGAGCUGAUGUCGAGGGACAACGAGAAGAAAGGGCGCUUCAGCACGGUGCCGAGGGAGCCAGGCCCCCCCACCGAGAGGAUCUUCUGGGCCACGCUCAGCCAGUGCCCCCGGGACGCGUUUGCUGCGGGGCCGGGCUCGUACGAUCCAAAGCCCAUUGCGAGGUCAGAAUACCUCAGCCAAGCCCCAUUUUGGUCAUCUGCCAAGAGAUUUGACAGAAGGUCCUGCUGCCUCUUUGCUGGGAACGAGCAGCAACAGCAACACGCCAAGGAACCGCUUAAUCCCGUAGGUGUUGGUCGCUACAACAUCACCGAACACGAGAAAUACCCUCGGAAGAGCAGGUACCAGUCCCUGUACCGGUGCGAAACACGGCGGUACCUGAGUGACUUGGAGCGGGAUGCCUACUUGCUUGAGCGGCUCAAGCCUUCUGCUAAAAACACCUGGAACGAUUUGAUUGCUGCGCCACAUUGCCCAGAUAGCUCUGAAAAAAUCACUGUUGUUUUCUGA